AUGGCUGCACUUGACAAAAUGAUGAUUGAUGAUCGAGAUUUAGCAGCUAGAUAUUUUGGUGAGAACAGUUUAGAUGAUCUCACUGCUGAUCAAUUUCUAUUCUCAAAACCACCUAAUCAACAAGAUUUCAAUUCGAAAUCAAAAAUGAAACAAGACCCAUCGAAUAAAGAUGAUGAUCUUAGUGGAUUAUUUGGAAGACGAGUUUAUUUAGAAUCACCUUCAUUUGAUAAUAAAGAAGAAGAAGAUAUGUACAGAUAUGUACCAAGUCGUCUUAGUGACGUUCCACCAUCUCUAGUUGAAAAAGCUACUAAGCCUAUUACAACUGAAACACUUAUCGAUUCACUUGAUUUUGAAUUGGAUCUUCUUGGAGCAGCCAAUACACGUCAUGGAGUACCAUUUCGUACAGAUACACAAUUCUUAAAAGAUUCAAAACCACCUGCUCCUUUAACACAAUUAACGAAUCCUUUGAAACCAUCACCAUUAACAAAUGUACAAAGAGCUGAUCCUCGACAAGAUCCAUUACUUGGUCCAUUACUUGCUGAAUUAGAUGCAAUGACUACCCAACAGCCGUAUAUACCACAACAAUUUUCAACAAUUCCUAAUUAUCGACGAAAUUCAGUACCUUAUGAACCUAAUCAUACUCGACCACCACCUGUCCCAUUACAUGCCAAUCAUAUGUUAACAACCAAAGCGAAUCGUACUGUAAAUGAUGCACUACUUGAAGCUGAACUAUUUGAUUCUCUUGAUAUUCGAGACCCACCAAUUCCUCCAGCUCAAGACCGUCAACAUAUAACAUUUUCUGCGCCUAGUAUAAUUUCAUCAAAUCAUCCUCAACACCACCAACAACAACGAUUACCAACUCGCCCAUUAGAUAUGAAUAAUAUCGACAUGUUUAUGCCUUCAACUUACGAAACUGGAACUGGAGUAUUUUCGAAUCAAUAUGGUACAAACGAUCAAGUAUUUCAGCAACCAUUACUCAAUGCUCUUGGACAAAACUAUGUACCAAAUGCAAGGCCAUCAGCUUCUCAACAUCAUCAACAACAACAACAACAACAACAACCACCACCACAACAACAACCAUUUGAACAACGAGAUAAAAGUUAUGAUGAUAUUUAUGCUCGAAUGUCUCCACCUCAACGUACAACAUAUGUUCCACCUCAACAAUCUGCACAUAAUAAUAAUAAUAAUAAUCAAUAUCAACAACCGCAACAAUACCAAUUUCAACAACCAGAUACUAUGUUUGAUGACUUACAAUCACAAAUGCUACCUCAACAGGCUCAAAACAAUAAUACUAAUCAUUAUCAGCAACAACAACAACAACCAUCCACUCUUCCAAAUCGUCAAACAACAUAUAAUAAUAAUGAGCAAAAUAAUGAUCCAUUCAGUGAAUUUCAAGAUAUAUAUAAUUCAUCUCAAUAUCGACGUCCAUCCCAAGCUCCUUCUCAAUCAUCACAUCCAUCAUCUUAUCAGCAACCUCGGAUGAUGCCACCUCCGCCACAAUCUCAACAACAAAGAAUGAUGCAUCCACCACCGCCAUCUCAACAACAAACAGGAAUGCCACCACAACCACCAUCCUUCCAACCACCGAGAAUGAUGCCACCUUCACAGCAACAAUCGAUGGGACCACCACAACCACCACCUUUCCAACAACCACGAAUGAUGCCACCUCAACCGCCCGCGUCUCAGCAACCACGGAUGAUGCCACCACAACCACCAUCAUUCCAACAACCAAGAAUGAUGCCGCCAACACCAUCAUCUCAACAGCCAAGAAUGCCACAACCACAGUUUCCUCAACAGCAACAACAACAACAACACGAAGAGUAUCAUAUGUCUCCUUCGUCUGCACAACAACAACAAAACCAACAACAAUAUUACGAAGAAGAUGGUCUAAAUUCAAAUUAUCCUCCAAAUGAUAACAAUAUGUUUUUUACUGAUAUUAACGAUGAUCCGUUUGAUCAAGUUAAUUAUGCACAACAUCAGCAACAACCAUCAUCUAUGAAUAAUCAAAAUAAUGGUGAUCAACAAGAAGAUCAAGAUUCAAAACGACAAGCUAUUUGGGAUGAAUUACAAAGAACAAAUGCAAAAGUUCAAGAAAAAAAUGCUAAAAAACGUGAAUCUGCUAAUCGACGUGAACAAAUCUUAAAAGGUAACUAUGGAUCCAGUACUGCAUGGAACAUGAAUGGCAGUAAACUAUCUUCUGCUCAAUCAAAACCAGGUGAACAUUCACCACCUACACGUCGUCCACCACAGCAACUGCCAGCACCUGUUUCCAAAGUCAAUUAUAUCGAAGAUAAUAUUGAUAUGAUUAAAAAUAAAGAAAAUUACUAUCAUCGUUAUCCAGCAAAAAAAUAUGAAAAUUUAUAUUCAAAACGAAAAGAUCUUUUUGGUGGUGGUGGUAAUACUAAUAAUAAUAAUCAAAAAAAUAAUCAAAAUCAAAAUCAAAACACAAAUAAUAAUUUUGAACAAGUACAACAAAUGAAUCAUGCUGCAGUUACAUAUUCCAAUGGUGAACAUCACGCAAAUUUACCAAUAACAAUUAAUUUAAAUCCAGGAAAUAAUUCAAAAAAUGAAAAUUUUCCAGCGACAGUUUCAAUACCUUUAGAUAGUCAUGUUACUCGAGUAGGUGAUAAAAUAAAUGUGAAUAUUGAUGUACGUCUUCAUGAUUUACAAAGUAUGAAACAACAACAAAAUAAUGAUCGUCCAGAUUAUUCUGGUUUAGAUCCGUUGGAACGUCAUAUACGAAAAUUAGAAAACAGUAUUGAUCAUUCUUUACCACCAACACAUUCACCACCCCGCCGAUAUUCACCACCACCACCACCACCACCACUAUCAAAUCCAAGUGUUAAUCCAUCAAUAGGUCGUUAUGGUAAAAUGACAACAGGUAAUGGCCAUGGUGGAUAUAGUCCACCUAGUUAUAAAAACGAUAAUCAUAGUUAUAAAAAUGAUCAUCAUAGUUAUAGUGCUAAAAUACAACAAGAAGAUUCUUAUUUAGCUAAAAUGAACCAGCCGCAAAAAAGACCAACACAAUAUAAACCAUAUUCUGGUCAAGAUUAUGAACAAUUUAAAAAGAAUCAUAGAUUUGGUACUGGUUGUCUUGGUUUUGAUUAUGAUAACCCUGAAUAUAAAGAAAAAAGUGAUAAAAUAUCUAAAACAAAAGAAUAUGCACAACAAGUUGUAAUUCGUAAUAAACAGAAAUUAGCUGAAGCUCCUCGUCGUACAUUGUCAGAAACACGAAAACCAGUAGAACCAGCCGAACCCUCGAGAACACAACGAGCACUUGAAUAUGCUCGUGCAGCUACGCGUCAAAAGAUACCAAUAAGUUCUGCAACUCAAUCAUCUCCUUCUUAUCAUGAUGAACCUGCUCCUCUUCAACGUCGACCAACUGAAAUUCCUCGUCAACCACCGCCAUCAAUAAAAAAACAGCCAACAAAAAUAAUGCAAAAUGAUGAUAAUGAACUUGUUGAACGUUUAGCUAUGCGACAUGAACGUGAUAAAGCACAAGUACAAGGUAUUUUAAAUCCAUCACAAAAACGUCGUGAACAACUUUUCGAUGAUGAUGAUCGUCAUAUGAGUGAUAUUGAGAAGUUAGCACAAAAUCGAGCUAAUCAAAGACGUUUAUCACCACCGAAACCAUUACCUCCACCUGGGCCAGGAAAUAAUGGAAAUGCACGACGACCAUUAAGAUUUGAUAAUCAAGUUUCAUCUGAUGAAUUAAUAGUACCUCCACAGCAACAAUAUCGUCCAGUUCAACAACAACAACAGCCUGCUCAACAGCAACCAAUACAACAACGGUCACCUAUUCCACAAAUUGUUCAACCACAUCAGCCUGUUGCACAAUUUACUCAACAACGAUCACCUCCUAUUCAACAACAUCCACCUGUUCAACAACAAGAACAACCACAACCGCAAAUACAUGUUCAACAACAUCCGAAUAUUAUACCACAACAAAACACAAAUGUUGAUAAAUUAGCUAAUCGACAUAAUGAUGAAAAAAUGCUUAUGGAAGCAAUACGUCAAGAAUUAAAAGAACGUCCUCUAGAUGAUGAUGAAGAAUUAGUUGUUGUUGAACAAUAA
Adineta steineri is the source of this 4074-nucleotide messenger RNA. NCBI's taxonomy places the organism in Eukaryota, Metazoa, Rotifera, Eurotatoria, Adinetida, Adinetidae. The record is from the annotation of a GenBank genome assembly.